UAACAAAAUCUAAUAUGAUGAGGAGAAAAGUGUGUUUUCAUUUACAAGCAGUGUUGAGAAAACCAAUCCAUUCAGAUUACUUUUACUUUUGCUUCUAGAGAGCUGGUGGUAGUGUUUCCUUACAUUCUGACGAAUUUCCUGAGAUUCAAAAGCCAAGGACUGCGGGCUUCAUCACCCUGCUAACUAUCUGCUCUCUUUCUGCUCUUCUCAGAUGGUUAACAAAAUAAUUAUCCAAGAUGGAGGGGUCUGCUUACAAUCUUCUUUGUUUCUGAACAACUUUGUCAACAUUUCCUACCUUUUAAAUACAUUCCACACCACUAGGAUGAAAGGCUGCAAUCAAAGCAGUUCAAAAUUAGAAGCUCAAAAUUAGACCCAAAAUAAAAAAGUAGAAUGACUGUGAAUUAAGAAUUUUAAUGUAUAUAUGUUUUCCUUUUACUCAGUGUAAUAACAUGGCUGCUCCUGAUAAGCAGUAAAAACAACACUAAAUUUUUUUUAUCUUCAACUGUCCUUUGACCAUUCAUUGUUUUUCACCAUUUCCCAAACUCCUGUUUCAUGAACUGGAAGGGAUGUCAUUCCUUGACAGUUUUUGAGAAAUACUCCCUUUGACCUUAUUCUUAUGCAACUUGUACUUGCAGACCCGUGCUUUUUCUCACAUUUGAAAAGGGGAUUUUCCACUGUUGUUUUUCGGGUCAGAAAUCCCUCUCUAAAGAAAUUCUUACAUGGAUGGACGGCUUAAGGAUUCACUGGAACAGGUAGGUGCUUCGGCCAGAGUGUAAGUGUUUGGGCCAGUAUGGUUUAAAGGGGGCCGGCCCUCGCAUGUUUAAAUAUAGGACCGGCCCACCGCCCAAAUGCCCGGUAUCACAGAUUACCAGUCCAAGCCUGAGCAGUACCAUCUUCUCACAGAGCGCCUCAACCAGAUCCAGCUGAUAAAGUUGAUGGCUCUGCAAAAAGCUCAGCAGUUCCAACAGAAACAGGAGAAAACUAGGCUUAACAAGAAGGCUCUGGACACCCAGGUUGUGAAUAAGGUUUCUAUGGGAUCUCCUGACUAUCAGCCAGACAAACCAAGGUUAACUCGUUGCGAAACAGCAACCCGGAUGGCAGAGAGUCGAGAGAGAGCAAAAAAGGUGUCUCAGGAGAAUCUCAGCGUUGCUACUCAGAGAAAUAAGGAAGAGAUGCAGAUCCGUCAACUUCAGCUGGAAAAAGAAAGGGAAAUACUCCAACGCACAAAAACAGAGUUGAUUCAGGAUAAAGCAAAUCACUUUGAAAGGAAGCGUAACAUCCGAAAGUCGCUUGAGGACGAGUGGAGUCGAAGCGUGGAGCUCAAACACCAACGAGAAGAAGAGGAGAGGCUAUUCCUGAGUGAAAAGUGGACUUGGCUGAAGUUCAUCGUAAGAUUUCAUGGCGAAUAAUUUCUCCAAAGACCUCCGCGGUUAUCUCAUUUCACCAAACAGCUGUUCUGCGACCCAAAGGAAUGGGUGAGAGAGGACUUCAUGGAUGGGAGAGAUUAAUCAAACACAAGAGGCACAGAAACGGGAAAACACAAAGACUGAAAGAGAAAAGGCAGAUGAACACCAAGUGAGUCUGUCAACACACGCUUGAUUGUGUCUGUGACCAGCAGCAAGAGGAGGACGGUGGGAGGAAUAAAACAAUUAACAUGGAAAGCAUUCCGGGGAAUGUUGGUUACCUUGACAACAGUGGGCAAAGGCAAACAAACAGGUCCUUUCAGAACAUUUCAAAACAAAUAGAUAUGUCUCUUCUAUUAGCCCUCUGGCUUUUGCAAAAUGGAGCAACUGCAGUAGCUUUUUGAGAAUAAUUACAAAAGAAUUAUUGACUUAUAUCUUAUUUACUUAUAUCUCUUGUUUCUGUUUUAAAAUGAAUCAACUUAUUCUGUCUUGGAUGAUGGUGCUGAUUAGAUACAGCAUAAUAAAAAGGCUUUAAAAUCUUGAUUUUUAUUCAGUCCGUUCUUCAGAAUUGGUGAAAGUGUAUGACAGUGGGCCAAUUUGUAGAUUUGUGCAGUAGGAUGGGUGUGGUUCUUUUUCUUUGGAUUUACAGCAGUGUUUGAUGAGCCAACAGGUCCACCCUUUGUCCUGGCAAAGGUGCUAAUCCAUAAUUAGUAACAGAAGACCCAGAACAAUAGUUUCUGAAUCAUAUGUGCUUUCUUGCCAAAAGCCAUAAAAGGGUAAAAACUCUUUGUUUUCUGCACAGUUAUAAUGCAAGUGAUAAGCUUGUUCAAAAACACUAUGUGUGCUUGUCACUGGGUUCAAACUGAACUAGCUGUAAAAAGAAAUCAAGUAAAAAAUGGAUGGUGAAAAUAUAUCCCUACAUCUUACAACAAUCUGUUUAUAUGAAAACAUUUCAUCUUACAUGCCAAGAACGUGGAAUUAAAUAUUCCUUUUGUCUGAUUAAUGAGUAAAAACAGACACG
Cyprinodon variegatus (sheepshead minnow) is the source of this 2424-nucleotide messenger RNA. It is a transcript of the gene ccdc81, whose product is annotated as coiled-coil domain containing 81. NCBI's taxonomy places the organism in Eukaryota, Metazoa, Chordata, Actinopteri, Cyprinodontiformes, Cyprinodontidae. The record is from RefSeq and is a predicted model, not a curated record. The coding region runs from base 849 to 1409 and encodes 186 amino acids. Gene Ontology annotation, cellular component: centrosome. The transcript has 7 exons.